Messenger RNA from Syzygium oleosum, 4893 nucleotides. Its product is annotated as cleavage and polyadenylation specificity factor subunit 1. The record is from RefSeq and is a predicted model, not a curated record. The transcript is spliced from 26 exons. Gene Ontology annotation, molecular function: protein binding; nucleic acid binding. Lineage: Eukaryota; Viridiplantae; Streptophyta; Magnoliopsida; Myrtales; Myrtaceae. The coding region runs from base 262 to 4614 and encodes 1450 amino acids. Gene Ontology annotation, cellular component: nucleus.
UAAUAAGCUUUGGGCGAAGCUGUUCCUUCCUUCCCUGACAUCGCACUCCCGCCAAAGGGUUCAAGCUGAAACCCUAGUAUCUCUCUGCACUCUGCAUUUCAGAGUAUUUAUUAUUCAUCGCUGCCAAGUUCAUCCUCGAUUCCGCCACUUUCACUGCGCCAUCCGGCGAGGAAAGCUUCUGUUGUCCUCUCUCUCUCUCUCUCUCUACUCCCUCCGUUUCUCCGAGACGCUCGCUCGCUGCAACGCUCGCGUCCGUACGGAAUGAGCUUCGCGGCCUACAAGAUGAUGCACUGGCCCACGGGCAUCGACAGCUGCGCUUCCGGGUUCGUCACCCACAGCCCUUCCGACUGCACUCCUCGGAUUCCGCCGCUGCAGACCGACGAUCUCGAGCCGGACUGCCCGCCGCGGCGAGAGAUCGGACCCGUCCCGAACCUGAUCGUCGCCGCCGCGAACGUUCUCGAAGUGUAUGUGGUGAGAGUGGAGGAAGACGGCGAUAAGGAUUCCGGCGAGGCCAAGCGCGGCGGAGCCAUGGAUGGUGUUUCCGGUGCUUCGCUCGAGCUCGUUUGCCACUACAGGUUGCACGGUAAUGUUGAAAGUAUGGCAGUACUGUCAACUGGAGGUGGUAAUGGUUCCAGGAGCAGAGAUUCGAUCAUUUUAACAUUUCAAGAUGCAAAAAUUUCCAUUUUGGAGUUUGAUGAUUCAAUUCAUGGACUUCGCACAACAUCUAUGCAUUGUUUUGAGGGUCCAGAUUGGCUUCAUCUCAAAAGAGGUAGAGAAUCUUUUGCGAGAGGCCCACUGGUGAAGGUUGAUCCUCAAGGCAGGUGUGGAGGGGUUCUUGUUUAUGGUCUGCAAAUGAUAAUGCUUAAGGCUUCUCAGGUUGGUUCUGGCUUGGUGGGAGAUGAGGACACAUUCGAAUCUGGAGGUGCAGUUUCCAUUCGAGUAGAAUCAUCCUACAUAAUCAGUCUCCGGGAGUUGGAAAUGAAGCAUGUAAAAGAUUUUGUAUUUGUACACGGCUAUAUUGAGCCUGUGAUGGUAAUACUUCAUGAGCGGGAGCUUACAUGGGCGGGACGUGUUUCCUGGAAGCGCCAUACUUGCAUGAUAUCUGCACUCAGCAUUAGCACAACCCUGAAGCAGCAUCCUCUGAUUUGGUCAGCCUCAAAUCUCCCUCACGAUGCGUACAAGCUUCUUGCAGUUCCUUCUCCAAUUGGUGGGGUUCUUGUGAUUUCUGCUAAUGCUAUUCAUUAUCACAGUCAGUCUACUUCUUGUGUUUUGGCUCUCAAUAGUUAUGCCAGUUCUACUGACGGCAGUCAAGAGAUGCCAAAGUCGAGUUUUAGUGUUGAGCUUGAUGCUGCCAAUGCCACCUGGUUAGUGAAUGACGUAGUCUUGCUGUCGACCAAAACUGGGGAGUUGUUGCUGCUUACCCUUGUUUAUGACGGGCGUGUGGUGCAAAGAUUGGAUCUUGCAAAGUCAAAGGCUUCUGUGCUCACUUCUGGGAUUACAACAAUCGGAAAUUCCUUGUUUUUCCUAGGCAGUCGAUUGGGAGACAGUUUGUUGGUGCAAUAUACUUGCGGGUUUGGAACCUCAAAGUCUUCAUCUGGUUUGAAGGACGAGGUGGGAGAUAUUGAAGGUGAUGCCCCUCUGGCGAAGAGGUUGCGCAUGUCCUCUUCUGAUGCUUUGCAAGACAUGGUUGGUGGAGAGGAGCUCUCGAUACAUGGUUUGACGCCAAGUAAUGCAGAAUCUGCGCAGAAAACCUUUUCAUUUGCAGUGAGGGAUUCCUUGAUUAACAUUGGCCCUCUGAAAGAUUUUGCAUAUGGCCUGCGGAUCAACGCUGAUGCUAAUGCUACUGGAGUUGCAAAACAAAGCAACUAUGAACUGGUGUGUUGUUCUGGUCAUGGGAAGAAUGGUUCUCUGUGUGUUCUGAGGCAGUCAGUUCGUCCAGAAAUAAUUACUGAGGUUGAACUACCAGGUUGCAAAGGCAUUUGGACCGUCUACCACAAGAACACUCGUGGUUUAGAUUCUUCCAAAGUCGGGGUUGAUGAUGAUGAAUAUCAUGCAUAUUUGAUUAUUAGUCUGGAAAGUCGUACCAUGGUGCUUGAAACGGCUGAUCUUCUCAAUGAAGUCACUGAAAAUGUUGAUUAUUAUGUGCAAGGAAGAACUAUUGCUGCUGGGAAUCUAUUUGGAAGGCGACGAGUUAUUCAGGUUUUUGAACGUGGAGCACGUGUCCUCAAUGGUUCUUCUAUGACACAAGAUUUGAACUUAGUGGCCUCGAAUUCUGAAUUAGCGUCUGAGAGUUGCAUGGUCUUAACUGUAUCGAUUGCUGAUCCGUUUGUCUUACUAAAGAUGACUGAUGGAAGCAUUCGGCUUCUCGUUGGAGAUCCAUCUACAUGUACUGUUUCUGUUGUGACUCCAGCAACAUUUGAUGGCUCAAAAAAGUUUGUCGCUGCCUGUACACUUUAUCACGAUAAAGGUCCAGAACCUUGGCUUAGGAAGACCAAUCCUGAUGCUUGGCUAACAACAGGUAUAGAUGAGGCCAUUGACGGUGCUGAUGGUGCAACUCAGGACCAGGGAGAUAUAUAUUGUGUGGUUUGCUAUGAAAGUGGUGCACUCGAAAUGUUUGAUGUGCCUAAUUUCAGUUGUGUUUUCUCUGUGGAUAAAUUUGUGUCUGGAAAGAUGCAUCUCGUUGAUUCCUUUAUGCAAGAAGAACUUGGUGAUUCUCAGCAAGGAAUCUCGGUAGGUUCUAAUGAAUCAGCUGGCCCAGGGAAGAAAGAAAAUGCACAGAAUACAAAGGUUCUAGAGUUGGCCAUGUAUAGAUGGUCUGGACAGCAUAGCCGCCCUUUCCUCUUCGCAAUAUUGAAUGAUGGGACAAUUCUUUGUUAUCAUGCCUUUUUGUUUGAAGGUUCAGAAAGUGGUAUAAAAAAUGAAGUCGCAGUUUCUAAUAACAAUUUUAUCAGCAAAGGCAUCAAUAGUGGUUCCAGGCUUAGAAAUCUUCGAUUCUUACGUGUUGCCUUGGACACAUAUACAAGAGAAGAGAUGACCAUAGGAAGCUCGUGCAAUAGAGUUACAUUCUUCAAGAACAUUGGAGGAUAUCAAGGAUUGUUUCUUUCUGGUUCAAGGCCCACUUGGUUCAUGGUUAUCAGAGAGAGGCUUCGAAUUCAUCCACAGUUAUGUGAUGGAUCAAUUGUCGCCUUCACUGUUUUCCAUAAUGUAAACUGUAAUCGUGGGCUUAUAUAUGUGACCUCACAGGGUGUUCUAAAAAUUUGCCAACUACCAUCUAAUUCAAGCUAUGACAACUAUUGGCCGGUACAAAAGAUUCCACUGAAAGGAACUCCACAUCAAGUUACUUUCUUUGCCGAGAAGAAUCUGUACCCACUUAUAGUUUCAACUCCGGUUCAUCGGCCGUUGAAUCAAGUUGCUUCAUCCCUCGUUGAUCAAGAAGUUAGCCAUCAGAUUGAAAAUCACAGUCUAAAUCCUGAUGACGUACAUCGAACUUAUGCAGUUGAUGAGUUUGAGGUUCGGAUCUUGGAACCAGAAAAGUCUGGAGGACCUUGGCUGACUAAGGCGACAAUUCCCAUGCAAAAUUCUGAGAAUGCAUUAACCGUGCGUGUUGUAACACUGCUUAAUAUGACGACAAAGGAAAAUGAGACACUUUUAGCUAUUGGAACUGCUUAUGUUCAAGGUGAGGAUGUUGCUGCAAGAGGGCGCAUACUUUUGUUUUCUAUGGGGAAAGAUGCCGACAAUCCUCAAACUUUGGUUUCAGAGGUUUACUCAAAGGAAUUGAAGGGUGCUAUAUCUGCUGUAGCCUCUCUUCAAGGCUAUCUGUUGAUAGCUUCUGGUCCCAAGAUAAUUUUACACAAAUGGAAUGGAACUGAAUUGACUGGUGUUGCAUUUUUUGAUGCCCCACCUCUACAUGUUGUAAGCAUGAAUGUUGUAAAAAAUUUCAUUUUACUUGGCGACAUCCACAAGAGCAUAUACUUCCUCAGCUGGAAAGAACAAGGCUCUCAGCUUAACUUGUUGGCCAAAGAUUUUGGCUCCCUGGAUUGUUUCGCAACAGAGUUUCUAAUUGAUGGAAGUACAUUGAGUCUGAUUGUAUCUGAUGAGCAAAAAAAUGUUCAGGUGUUCUAUUAUGCACCCAAGAUGUCCGAGAGUUGGAAGGGACAGAAACUUCUCUCAAGGGCGGAAUUUCAUGUAGGUGCUCAUGUGACGAAAUUCAUGCGGUUGCAGAUGCUUCCUACUUCAUCCGGUCAAAGUGGUCCUACUCCUGUUUCAGACAAGACCAACCGGUUUGCUUUGUUAUUUGGUACCCUAGAUGGCAGCAUCGGCUGCAUUGCUCCUCUUGAUGAACUGACAUUCCGUAGGCUCCAGUCACUACAGAGAAAGCUUGUUGAUGCUGUUCCCCAUGUUGCUGGCUUGAAUCCAAAAUCCUUCCGCCAGUUCUGCUCUAAUGGGAAAGCACAUCGACCGGGCCCCGACAGUAUUGUUGACUGUGAACUGCUUUACCAUUACGAGCUGCUCUCUUUGGAUGAACAAUUGGAGAUUGCGCACCAGAUAGGAACAACUCGCUCACAGAUUCUCUCGAAUUUGAAUGACCUUGUUGAGGGAACAAGUUUUCUAUGAGAUCUCUCGAAUUUGAAUGACCUUGUUGAGGGAACAUUUUUCUAUGAGAUGCGACGGCAGCCUAGGGGGAAUAUACUAGAGUGGUUCAACCAGUGAGCUGUUGGCACGUGAGCCAAGCUAUUUACCGACCGACUGCUGUAGUUCAUGAUGUAAAUAUUUCAUCGGCUCAUCCGAGAGAGUUAUUGUAAUGGGCAAGAAGCAUUGCAAUGUGAAGCGACUUUGAGGAGUACAAUUGAGGAUUAAGGUGAAUCUUGAGCCCCCUGAGGUUGAGUUUAGCAA